This is a messenger RNA of Colossoma macropomum (tambaqui), 1725 nucleotides long. RefSeq lists its product as uncharacterized. The transcript has 17 exons. Gene Ontology annotation, cellular component: nucleus. Bases 58 to 1140 code for a protein of 360 amino acids. Gene Ontology annotation, molecular function: protein binding; single-stranded DNA binding. Gene Ontology annotation, biological process: positive regulation of transcription by RNA polymerase II. The record is from RefSeq and is a predicted model, not a curated record. Lineage: Eukaryota; Metazoa; Chordata; Actinopteri; Characiformes; Serrasalmidae.
GUCCGGCUUGAGUGCGUGAUGAGCUGACAGGUGCGCGGCAGUCAGCGGGGCUCCAGCAUGUACUCCAGAAGCAGGAGCGUGCGCGUGCCGUCCGACAGCCAAGCCAGAGAAAAGCUAGCCCUCUAUGUUUACGAAUAUCUGCUUCAUGUUGGAGCUCAGAAAUCAGCACAGACCUUCCUCUCAGAGAUCCGAUGGGAGAAGAACAUCACGCUGGGCGAGCCACCUGGGUUCCUCCACUCUUGGUGGUGUGUUUUCUGGGAUCUCUACUGUGCGGCUCCGGAGAGAAGAGAAACAUGUGAGCAUUCAAGCGAGGCCAAAGCUUUCCAUGACUAUAGUGCAACAGCAGUGCCCAGUCCAGCGAGUGGGAAUCUGCCUCCCGGAGAGGGGAUGCCAGUACCUCCUGGAUUCUUCCAGCAGUUCAUGUCCCCUCGCUGCCCCGGUGGUCCCAGAGCCCCUCUCAGAAUACCUGGUCAGGCAUUGGGCCCUGGCAGCCAGCCGCUUUUAAGUGGGAUGGAUCCUAUGAGACAGCCAGGCCAUCCAAACAUGAAUGGGCCAAUGCAGAGAAUGACACCUCCAAGAGGAAUGGUUCCUAUUGGACCACAGAACUUUGCUGGUGGAAUGAGGCCUCCUGUACAUUCAUUAAUGGGACCUGCAAUACCUGGCAUGGCUCCAGGAGGAGGGAGACCUUGGCCAAAUCCUCCAAACGCCAACUCAAUACCAUACUCAUCUUCAUCUCCAGGCAGUUAUACGGGCCCAGCAGGAGGAGGAGGACCACCAGGCACACCAGUCAUGCCCAGUCCAGCAGAGUCAACCAACUCAGGGGACAACAUGUACAGCGUGAUGAAUUCAGUCCCUCCAAAUGGAAACAGGCCGAAUAUGACAAGGUCUUUUAUGGUCUGUCAGUUUCCUGUUGGUCCUUGUGCUGAUGGUGCAAUGGGUGGUGUUGCAGGAAUGGAACCUCAUCCUCUGAACGGCUCAUUAGCAUCAGGUGACAUCGACAGCCUCCCCAAGAGCUCUCCCGGGAACCUAAGUAUGAACAACCAGCCGAGCACGCCAAGAGAUGAUGGAGAGAUGGGCGGCAAUUUCCUCAACCCCUUUCAGAAUGAGAGCUAUUCUCCAAACAUGACAAUGAGUGUUUGAGAGACUGAGAGCAAAUGCACUGGGAUUCUCAUGGGAGACGCUGUGUUCCCCAUGGAAAAGUGUGUGGGGCGCAAUAUUUGCUCAUUUCCCUCGUCCAGCUGUGGCUUUCACCCCAACUUCAUUAUCAAGACCAAAACUGAACAAACCAUAAACUGUCAACAAAUGUGGACAAUCCAUGAAGGGCAAACUGAAUUUUUUGCUUAUUUGCUCAAGACGUGAGCGUGAACAAGGACAAGCAACCCCAAAGUUUCACCAUCUGAAUUCCUGCUAGAUCCCUCAUGAUGUUUGAGAGUCUUGAUCCAUUUGUCUUGGUAUUGCACACUGUGUUAAUCUUCAUAGGUCAUUUUGCUAUAGUUUGUGGAAUAAGAGGCAAACUGUUUCUUCUGUAAUGAAAAUGGACUCGAAAUAGUGCGGAGAGAAAAUUGAGUUCUCAGUUUGACUCCUGUGUAUCUCACAGUGACCCCCUCAUACUCACUGAUAUGUAUAAGGUAACAUCAAAGUUGGACAGCCGUCUACAUAUGAGAUUUUUUUGGACAUGGAUUGUACGAAAUAUUGCUAUAAAGCUCAUUUUCAGUGUUUUUAAAA